AUGGCCAGCAAUAUAUCCAUCUCACCUUUCAUUUUCCAACGGUGUUUCCAGCAAGCAUGGUCCGGGUCGCGGCGAGCUCGCGUCAAUCCCGGAAACACCAAAUAUGGAAAUGAUGAAAAUACCUUACAGCUUCCGCGAAGGUUUGGAAUCGCCGUCAGUGGCGGCGCCGAUUCCAUGGCCUUGGCAUAUCUAUGCAAGCAGCUCGAACGUUCAUCUGAAUUUGCUGGGGCCAUUUCUGUCACCGCAUUUGUAGUAGACCAUCGUGCUCGCCCAGAAAGCACCGAUGAAGCUCAAAGGGUCGCUGGUUGGCUUCGCGAUAUGGACAUUAAGACCCAAAUUCUGAGCUUAGACUGGUCCAGGUCUACUUCAGAGCAAGAUAGUCUCUCUGCGCUGAAACCAGGUGAAUUGGUGCCCAUGCCAUCCGCAUUUGAGACCCAUGCGCGACGGCUCCGUUUCCAAGCCCUCGGCAUAGCCUGUCAUGAGUUCAAGCUGGAGACACUUCUGCUGGGUCAUCAUCAAGAUGACAAUGUUGAAACGACUAUUUGGCGCCUUUCGGCCGGAGCAAAGGGAUUAGGGCUUGGUGGCAUCCCCGAAGUCGCUAGAAUCCCCGAAUGCCAUGGUCUAUUCGGGGCAUCUGAGAGUUGGUCGACUACAUCGAUCCCUAUAAGACCUGCCUCCAUGCCCCAACCUAGGGUCCGAUUCAAUGAUCGCAAUCACGGGUUAAUCACGCUUCCUGACUGGGACACGGAAUCCAUCAAACACCCAAAUGGCAUCAGCUCUGAUCUCACAUCCCAUAUAAAAAUCGCAAGCCCGGGCAUAUUCCUUUGCCGGCCUCUGCUCAAUUUUACCAAAGCGAGCAUAUUGGAAACCUGCCACAAAAACAAAAUCCCUUACGUUUCCGAUCCAACCAACUUCGACCCAACUCUCACUCCUCGCAACGUCAUCCGCAGCCUCCGCACCUCAAAAUCCCUACCCCGCGCCCUAGAAUCGCAGUCUAUCCUCUCCCUAAUUCGCUCAAGUCGGGAUCUUCUCCACAGAUCGAACGAGCUCUCCGACUCCCUUCUCUCUUCCCAAUGUCGAAUGCUCGACUUCAACCCGAAAGCAGGAUCAGCCGUCAUUCAAUUCCUAGAACCCAGCCCUGAAUCCAUGGACCCCCAGCUUGCUACGUUAUCUGCCUCUCAAAUCAAACAGAUCCAAACCCUUGUCCUCCGGCGCAUCACAGAGCUGGUCUCCCCUUUCCCGGACAGCCAGUUCUCGCUGCGCAGUUACGAACAAUUUAUUCACAAUAUGUUCUCUGAUCCAGAGGAUGACUCUUUGGUAAAGAAAUCGCAUGAUCCAGAUCAACAUAUUCGCCCAAGACAAUCUUUCACGCUAGCAGGUGUCAUCUUCCAACGUCUCGCCAAUGAAACCACCACAUCGAUCCACGACGGAGGAGAAAAAGACCGCCGAUCCCGUGGCGACAAUAUCUGGCUACUAUCCCGGCAGCCAUUCAUGAAAGACCGGGACCCCGUGACACAAGUCAAUGUCUCUCCCAGAGGCAACUUCACCCCAUGGACCUUAUGGGAUAACCGGUACUGGAUGCGGCUGCGACUCGUUCCCAGCGAUCCAGAGUAUGACCCGUGUGAAUUGGAGACCAAAUUGACUCAAGUGCCUCUCACAAUACGUCCGUUCCAUAAAUUGGAUGUGGAGAGGGUGCGCCGAGAUACGAUGAACUCCAGGCCGCAGGGGACGAAGAAAACGAAGAAGAAUUCCGAAAUUGAGCGGGAUACGCCUGGGACUUUUGAGAAUUUGAAGGCCGUUCUGUCUGCUGAGGCGCCUUCGCAGGUGCGCUUCACUCUCCCUGUUGUGUCGAGGGAAGGUAUCAACUCCAGGCCUGGGAAGCCCUUGGAUCAGAAAGUUAAACAGCAGCUUGCUUUGCCGACGCUGUAUUAUCGUUUAUCUGGCCACUCGGCUGAAUAUUCCUCUGAAAGUGAAGUGGAGCUGGUACAUCUACGCUGGCGUUGGAAACUCAAGUGGCAGUGGAUGUAUAAAAUGAUUGACACUGAGGCGCUACGCCUGAUGGGCUGGCCGUCUGGUAGAGAUACGGAGGACACUUAG
Penicillium soppii is the source of this 2097-nucleotide messenger RNA. RefSeq names its product tRNA lysidine(34) synthetase. Gene Ontology annotation, molecular function: ATP binding; ligase activity, forming carbon-nitrogen bonds. The transcript has 3 exons. The coding region runs from base 1 to 2097 and encodes 698 amino acids. Gene Ontology annotation, biological process: tRNA processing. The record is from RefSeq and is a predicted model, not a curated record. Lineage: Eukaryota; Fungi; Ascomycota; Eurotiomycetes; Eurotiales; Aspergillaceae.